UCCGCUUCCGGCCAGCCUCGCUUUGAGCCUCCGCCAUAUUGUCUGUGUGAGAGACCGGCGAGUGAGGCGGGCCCUGCGGAUGCCUCCUCCUCCUCCAUCCCCAGUUGAAAAGCUCCAAAGUUCUGCCUACGACCCUCUCCUGUGGCUUGCACUGAAAUCGGAAGUUCUGUAACAUACCUUGAUCCUCCAAUCUUUCCAAAAUGUCAGGACCUGUGCCAAGCAGGGCCAGAGUUUACACAGAUGUAAAUACACACAGACCACGAGAAUAUUGGGAUUAUGAAGCACACGAAGUUGAAUGGGGCAAUCAAGACGAUUACCAGCUGGUCCGGAAACUUGGCCGAGGCAAAUAUAGUGAAGUCUUUGAAGCUAUCAACAUAACAAAUAAUGAGAAGGUAGUCGUGAAGAUUCUGAAGCCUGUGAAAAAGAAGAAAAUCAGGCGUGAAAUUAAGAUCUUGGAGAACUUACGAGGCGGCCCCAACAUCAUCACUCUUGCUGAUAUAGUGAAAGACCCGGUGUCUCGGACCCCGGCUCUCGUGUUUGAACAUGUAAACAACACAGACUUUAAGCAAUUGUAUCAGACGUUAACGGACUACGAUAUUCGGUUUUACAUGUAUGAAAUCUUGAAGGCCCUGGAUUAUUGUCACAGUAUGGGCAUCAUGCACAGAGAUGUCAAACCCCACAAUGUCAUGAUUGACCAUGAACACAGAAAGCUGCGGCUAAUAGAUUGGGGUUUAGCUGAAUUCUAUCAUCCCGGCCAAGAGUACAACGUCCGAGUGGCUUCUAGAUACUUCAAAGGCCCAGAGCUCCUUGUAGAUUAUCAGAUGUAUGACUACAGUCUAGACAUGUGGAGCUUGGGUUGCAUGUUAGCCAGCAUGAUCUUCAGAAAGGAGCCUUUUUUCCAUGGUCAUGACAAUUACGAUCAGUUGGUGAGAAUAGCCAAAGUGCUGGGGACAGAAGACCUGUAUGACUAUAUUGACAAAUACAACAUUGAGCUUGAUCCCCGUUUCAAUGACAUCUUAGGCAGACACUCGCGCAAACGAUGGGAGCGCUUUGUUCAUGGUGAGAAUCAGCAGUUGGUGAGCCCCGAAGCACUGGAUUUCUUAGACAAGUUGCUGAGAUACGAUCACCAAUCCCGUCUCACAGCAAGAGAAGCCAUGGAGCAUCCUUACUUCUACCCCAUAGUGAAGGACCAGGCGCGGAUGGGCUCAGCCAGCAUGCCCAGUAGCAGCACCCCUGUCAGCAGCGCCAGUAUGUUGUCAGGGAUCUCUUCAGUGCCAACGUCUUCCCCUCUUGGACCUCUAGCGGGCUCUCCUGUGAUUGCUGCCGCCAACCCCUUAGGGAUGCCCGUUCCAGCGGCCGCGGGAGCUCAGCAGUGAAGGGCGGCCUCCCAUCUCCCCGGUGCCUGAGCGGAGCCACAUUGGGGCUGACCUCCCUCCUCCACCCUUUUUCGCCCGGGACAACGGCAGCCUCCUGCGGCCGGCAGUGUUGCGGGAACGGAGAAGGGGAUGCGUGUUGGAAUGCUUCAGAAGGAACUAUGUCUGAACAAGUUGCUUGUGGAUUUAUAGUAGUUUGGUCAUAAAAAGAAAUAUAUGGGCUGAAUUUUCCCCCUUCCCCCCUUUUUUUUUACUUGAACUUUUUGUAACUCAGAGGAAUCUUUGGGGGGGAGAAUACCACCCCCACAGACAAGAGUGUUCUGCAGAUGGUUCUUCCCCACCUUCCUCACCAGCACCAUUUUGCCAGUAAAGGUCCGCGGUUAGACUGGCUUGUCUCUCGAUGAGUCGCUCGCUUCGUGUGCCAUCUCUUUGGGGAUGAGUGGGGGAGCAUACAGGGGCUCUUCCGUCCCCCCUUCGGCUGUUAUCGGGUCUGCCGAGUUCCAUUUCUUUGAGGGUCUUUGACUUGAACGUCUGGCCUGAUGGACGGAACGGGAUGAGCGUAUAGAAGCUUUCUCAACAGCGAGGGCCUGCAAGGUGGUAGCUUUCCUGUAGGGGAUCAUGUCUUCCUGUGUGAACCUCCUGGAUCACAAACUCUUUUCCUACUUUGCAUGUGUCCUUAAUUUGGAGUCUCCAGGUUUCUCUCCAAGCCCACUUGUUUCCGUCAAAGGUGUUCUGGCAGCGGGCGAACAACAUCGGUCCCGUAUGUCGCCCCUCUCCUCCCAUCCAUCGGAGUCUCCUUGGUUUGGCAUUUGGGAAAUGGAACUUAUCACUGGGUAUAUCUCCCUGUAAAAAUGCGAGUUGCUUCUUUCCAAGUUGGAAUGUGCGGAGCGAUGGUUGGGCCCAUUAAGCAACGCAUCCAACUACUGACUCCAUGUGUGCCAUGUGUUGAGAAGACACGUUGUGUCUGGUAUUUUUAAAAGUUCGGUAAAUAGAGGCAUGGAAGGAUAGCGCAACACCCAAAAUGGUAGAUCUGUAAGAAACCCCAGCUCUGCUUAUCCUUCUAUGUGUGAGAGUAUGUUGUGUGCAUGAGUAUGCAAGUAUGGGUGUGUAUGUGUGUAGAUAUAUAUAUCCAUAUAUAUUUGUGUGUGUGUACAUAAAUAUAUACACACACAUACACACACCUUUCGCCUCCUAUGCUGAAAUAUUCAGUGUUGGAAUUCCUACACUGUAAAUAAAACUGUUUUGUUUCCCUUUU
Messenger RNA from Anolis sagrei ordinatus, 2628 nucleotides. It is a transcript of the gene CSNK2A1, whose product is annotated as casein kinase 2 alpha 1. The record is from RefSeq and is a predicted model, not a curated record. Gene Ontology annotation, molecular function: protein serine/threonine kinase activity; ATP binding. NCBI's taxonomy places the organism in Eukaryota, Metazoa, Chordata, Lepidosauria, Squamata, Anolidae. Gene Ontology annotation, cellular component: nucleus; cytosol; protein kinase CK2 complex. Gene Ontology annotation, biological process: regulation of cell cycle; peptidyl-threonine phosphorylation; peptidyl-serine phosphorylation.